Messenger RNA from Bursaphelenchus okinawaensis, 1584 nucleotides. The record is from the annotation of a GenBank genome assembly. Lineage: Eukaryota; Metazoa; Nematoda; Chromadorea; Rhabditida; Aphelenchoididae.
AUGUCGGCUGAUCUUGCUUUUUCUGGUAAGUUAACGUAUUUUUGUUUUUUAUAUUGUUUUAGGUAUGAGCUGUUCAUUGGACGAGUUUCCUUCAAACACACAUAACCUUAUAAACACGCUGUUUGCUGUGGAGAAGUUCGCUGUUGCCUUGGAAGAAUGUACAGAUAUUGGUGAGAAUCAACAGAAUGCUGAAAGCUUGAACAAUAUCAAGAAUGUUGUUUACGACAUUGUCGAUGGGUUCAGAGGACUUAACAGUGCUGAAAACCUUGAAAAGGGUAUUCCAGUCAAAGAGCAUGAAGAGUUGUUGGCAAAGUGUCAGGAAUUGGAGAAAACAAAUGAAGGUCUUCUUUCUCAGAAUCAGAAUCUCAUGGAGAAGAUUUCUGCUUUGGAAUCUUCUGGAACAGGAGCUGAGGUAAGACUUAUUGUGAUAUUUUUCAAAUAUAAUUGUUCUAAAUUGGGAGUUUAUAACAUAAAUUUCUAACUUUACUUAUCUUUAGCAGAAAAUUGACGAAGAGAACAGAAAGGAAAUCUUCAGACUUCAGAGUCUUAUCGAACAACAUGAAACCGAAUCGGCUCAGAAGUUAUUGCACAUGGAGGAAGAGCACGAUCUUCUUCGUGUAAGUUAAAUUGUUAUAUUGUGAUUUCUGUUUUAGAGAGAAAAAGACGAUUUGGAAGAGAGACUGGACUUUGUGAAGACAGAAUCAGAAGUGCUACGGUCCGAGUUUGAGGCCUUUAAGGUUCGGAAGGAGCAAGAGAUCAAGAAGCUGAUGAAGGAAAUUGACGAGGCUGAUAAUUACUUCAUGGCGGUUGGUGGCCAAAAGUCGUAAGUGAAUAUUUUUAAACUUUUAAUAAAGCAUUUGCUACUGUAAAUUAGAUAUGUUUAUGUUGUAUAUGGCAGCUAAUGGUCUUAUGUCAAUUUAUAUUUUUUUAGAGCUGACAAAGAGAACAGAACUAUCACUUUAGAAGAGAAUCUGGUAUUCGAAGAAUCUGCGGAGACUGCCAAGUUGUAAGUUUGUUGUUUUAUGAAAUUUGUUACCUAAAAAGUAUAUAAGUCAUAUUCUACAUAUUGAUGCUGUUGCUUUAUUCACUUAUUGUUUUUAGGAACACUACUAAUACUGUAUCAUCAAAUGUGUCAGUCAACAUGGACGACACCUUGAUGAUGAAUCCUCCCUCUGGUCUGGAAGAUCAAAACAAGUUGGCCAUUGGGGCUUUGAUCAACAUCUUGAAAUCAGUUUAUGAUUCUACUAACCUGCUGGUUCAGUACAUGAAGGGUAAUAGUGCUGUCGACCCGAAAGAAGGCUGGCUUGAGAAGUGCCGCAACAUGAGAAGAUUGUUGUUUGAACUUCUGGGACACUUGCGACUCAUCGAGAAGGAGGGUGGAGUAAGUAAUACGUCUUUACUGUCAGAUUUAACUAGUUAAUAUGUAUUUAUAGUGUAAAAGUAAUAUACUUUUUAUUAUUGAUAAGGUCACUUUAUAUGAUAAGAUGUGGUGUUUAGAACCAAGACUUCAAUAUCAGCGCCAUCUUGAGCCAUCUGUCAGCCAUGUCGCGGACCUUGGAGAGUGUUACCAGCAGAAGAAAGUAA